AUGCCCGGCCUCAUUGAUGCCAAAGUAGACAUCGGUGCGUCGCCAGGUGCGCUUUCCACCUUUGCAGCCUUUGGCAUCACAACUGUCAUCGAUUCUACAAGCACAAACGCCGAAAGUCAGGCGAUGCACUUGGCUAUCUCAGAGAACCCAUCUCUCCCAUCUUAUUUCGCUACCGGUUCUGCUAUUGGGCCUAGAGGUGCCAGUUUUCUGGGCACGUUCCCCUUCCGCGCUGUCCAGAUUGCUACAACUCCAGCAGAGGCGAAAAUCGUUGUGGCAAAAAAUGUUUCUGCCUCAAGUGGAGCACGCUUCAUCAAGAUAAUCGUGGACCAGCCCGGCUUAGACUUCCAGACAAUUGCGGCUGCGGUCACGGCAGCUCACCAGCACGGGAGCCUGGCUAUCGGGCACGCCUCUCAAGCUGAUGCUUACAAGCUCGCGCUUGACGCUGGUUUUGACAUUGUUACGGCCGUUCCUGUGGACCGUGCGCUCGACGCCGAAGUAGUACGAGGAUUUGCGCAAAAGAGCAUUGGCGUCGUCCCCACCUCUCCUAUCUCCAGAAAGCAGUCCAUAUGGCAGAUAACACGGACUAUGACUUUGCUCAUGCCAUGGCUGCGGUGA
Hirsutella rhossiliensis is the source of this 615-nucleotide messenger RNA. RefSeq names its product amidohydrolase. NCBI's taxonomy places the organism in Eukaryota, Fungi, Ascomycota, Sordariomycetes, Hypocreales, Ophiocordycipitaceae. The transcript has a single exon. Bases 1 to 615 code for a protein of 204 amino acids. The record is from RefSeq and is a predicted model, not a curated record.